Messenger RNA from Penicillium manginii, 1005 nucleotides. RefSeq lists its product as uncharacterized. The record is from RefSeq and is a predicted model, not a curated record. The transcript is spliced from 2 exons. Bases 1 to 1005 code for a protein of 334 amino acids. NCBI's taxonomy places the organism in Eukaryota, Fungi, Ascomycota, Eurotiomycetes, Eurotiales, Aspergillaceae.
AUGUACAACAGAUGGACGUAUGACGAUCCCUCGGUAACAUGUUUCUGGAACAGCGACGCCAAAUUCGUGGGUGAUCCGACUCAGCCGCAGACAGCUUGUAUAGGGAGCGCGGAGUUGAGUACCUGGUCAUGCAGCGGCUCCGGCUGCUCUACGAGUGUCGCGAAAUGGUAUAUUGGCGCGCGCACAUCGCCGGUCCUCCAUAAUGACAAUUCUAACAUCACCUCUGUAUUAUCCAGCACCGGUACCAAACCAUAUUGCAUGACCUUCUCCUACGGGCUAGACUACCUGUCAUUCGUAUGUUCGGAAGAGGAGGGUAUCGAUUAUCAAAUGGAGCCAUACUGGAGCGGAUUUACCAGCCCGAUUGCAUUUCCCGUUUACACUGGCGCAAAGGGCAUCUCAACAGGGACGCAAUAUCCGGCUGGAUACUCAACACCAUUGUUGGACUCUGGUUCGAGCUCUAGUACCAAUACGGAAUCCAACUCAGUCUCCUACAUCACGGCAGUCAGCUCGGGGACGCCGUCUAAAUCAAAUCCAUCCCAGCAUCGUGGGAGCUCCGCACCCAUUGGCCCUAUUGUUGGAGGUGUUAUCGGGGGUCUGGUAUUUAUUAGUUUGAUUGUAGGACUCAUUGUCUAUUUUGCCGUGAUUCGUCGAAGAAGGGAAAGGAGAGCGGGAUUGGGACUGGGUCAGGGACAGGGACAGCCUCAACAACCGCCGCCUGGAUUCCCCCCUGGUUCUCAAACCUAUCACUCACAAUACCAGUAUCCGCAAAGCCAGCCCAUGGCUCCGCUUUAUACAGCGAAAGAAGGAGCCCCGCAAAAUCCUCAGACACAACAGCCCUUGCGGCAUGAGGUUGAAACACAAUAUAAUAAGCCCGAGCUGGAUGUCUCUAGCCAGCAGCCUGGGAAGGUUUAUCCGAGUCAACACGCUGAGCUACCUGGCGCUGGGUUACCGGGUAUACAGUCUAUUCAACCGGAAUAUGUAUCUGGGGCACAUCGGCCUUCUUAA